Molecule: messenger RNA, 5054 nt
Organism: Odontomachus brunneus
Lineage: Eukaryota; Metazoa; Arthropoda; Insecta; Hymenoptera; Formicidae
Gene: Duox
Product: dual oxidase
Exons: 21
Coding region: 349-4884 (1511 amino acids)
Biological process (GO): superoxide anion generation; defense response; response to oxidative stress
Cellular component (GO): NADPH oxidase complex; plasma membrane
Molecular function (GO): heme binding; superoxide-generating NAD(P)H oxidase activity; peroxidase activity
Source: RefSeq, a predicted model, not a curated record
AGUAAAAAUUCCUCGAAUUUAGGCGUUUCCUUAAUACCGACAAGCCGUGCGUUAUCCGUCUUCAGCAACCUGUUGACAAAUCUGCGUUUAGCGAAUCCGAAAAUUCGUAUGAACCACUGGGUCGGUGCACUUUCGUUUCUCUUGCUGACGAACAGUACCAGUGGGACCGUAAGCGGAAACAUCGCAACGAUGUACCUCCGCUGACGUGAGACGCGAGAGUGUGCGUGUGAGAGAGUGAGAGAGAUUAUCGCGUGGGGCUUGGCUCGAGGUGCGAAAAGAGACACACGUGUGCCGUGUGUGGCAUGAGAGAAAUGCACGGGCGUGGAGCUAGCGAGACCGAGUGACGAGAUGACACAGCAACGACACACGGCCCGCAGCAUCGCUCCGCCACGCCGCGCGAUUACCUAUAUCGUGCUCUGUUGGAUCGUGUUACCCACCGAAACUGGAGCGGGUCAUAGUUAUGCGAAUAUCAAACAGAGGUACGAUGGAUUUUAUAACAAUUUGGCUCAUCCUGAUUGGGGAUCAAUUGAUAGCAGACUAAUUAGAAAAGUUCCGGCAGCGUAUUCCGACGGUGUAUACGCUAUGGCUGGACAAGAUAGGCCAUCUCCUCGAAAGCUCAGCGACUUAUUUAUGCAAGGUGACGAUGGCCUACCAUCUGUGAAAAAUCGGACCGCGUUAUUUGCAUUUUUCGGACAGCUAGUCACAUCGGAGAUAAUUAUGGCUAGCGAAAAUGGUUGUCCCAUAGAAUUUUAUCGGAUCGACGUAGACAAAUGCGAUCCGGUUUUCGACAAGGAGUGUCAAGGUAACAAGUAUAUUCCAUUUCUGCGAGCGGAUUACGAUCGUCAAACCGGGCGCAGUCCUAAUAGUCCACGGGAGCAGAUAAAUAAAGUGACGAGCUGGAUUGAUGGUAGUUUCGUCUAUUCGAGCAGCGAGGCAUGGGCCAACAUAAUGCGCACUUUCAAAAACGGCAGUCUUCUCAUGGAACAAACGAGACAAUUUCCCGUGAGAAACACUAUGCGCGCGCCUCUCUUCAAUCACGCGGUCCCGCAUGUUAUGCGAAUGCUUAGCCCGGAGCGACUAUAUCUUCUCGGAGACCCAAGAACGAAUCAGCAUCCACCGUUGUUGACUCUAGGCAUUUUGUUUUAUCGGUAUCACAACGUUGUAGCCGCUCGUGUACAAAAAGAGCAUCCUAAUAUGUCCGAUGAGAAUGUUUUUCAGAAAGCUCGUCGAAUAGUCAUUGGAACAAUACAGAAUAUUAUUCUUUAUGAAUAUCUUCCGGUGUUACUAAAUGAGGACCUGCCAUCUUACAAUGGCUACAAACCAGAUUUGCAUCCGGGUAUAAGCCACAUAUUUCAAAGCGCCGCUUUUCGUUUCGGUCAUACCCUUAUACCACCAGGUAUUUAUCGACGAGAUGAAAACUGUAAAUACAGAAGGACCAACAUGGGUGAACCAGCUAUUAGAUUAUGUUCUACAUGGUGGGAUUCAAAUGAGAUUUUAGCUAAUAGCACGAUUGAGGAAUUGUUGAUGGGCAUGGCAUCGCAAUUAGCGGAAAAAGAGGAUAAUCUUCUCGGUACCGAUAUUCGCAACAAUUUGUUCGGUCCAAUGGAAUUCUCGCGUAGAGAUCUUGGCGCGCUAAAUAUCAUGCGAGGUCGAGACAAUGGUCUGCCAGACUAUAACACAGCCAGAGUGCGUUUCAAAUUAGCUCGACGGAAAACGUGGAAUGAAAUCAACCCGGAAUUAUUCAAUAAAAACCCAUCGUUACUGCGUACGCUUAUUGAAGUUUAUUCUAACAAUCUCAACAAUGUCGAUAUUUAUGUUGGCGGCAUGCUUGAAUCCAAGGAUGGACCCGGUGAACUCUUUACCACAGUCAUAAAAGAACAAUUUCUUCGUUUGCGGGAUUCCGAUAGGUUCUGGUUCGAGAAUGAAGAAAAUGGUAUUUUUACUAGGAACGAGAUCAAAGAAAUCCGUCGUACCUUACUUUCGGACGUAAUCACGAACGCGACCAGUAUAUCAUCUAAUGCGAUACAGAAGCAAGUGUUCGUUUGGUACAAAGGCGAUCCGUGUCCUCAACCUUUCCAAUUAAAUUCAACGAUACUCGAGUCUUGUGUUCCUUUACAGCGCUACGACUAUUUUGAGGGUAGCGAAUUCGUCUACAUCUACGUUUGCGUCUUCCUUGGAUUCGUACCAAUUCUGUGCGCCGGUGCAGGAUACGGGCUGGUAAAGUUGCAGAAUAGAAGACGGCGAAGAUUAAAGAUACUUCAAGAGGCAAUUCAAAAGCGAAAUGAUGGUCGCAUCUGUGUUGAUAAGAUGAUUGUACGUGAAUGGCUGCACGCGAACCAUCGUCGUCUCGUAAAAGUGAAAUUUGGGCCAGAAGCGGCUUUGCACAUCGUCGAUCGAAAGGGGGAGAAACUACGUACAUUCGACUUUAGCGGUGUUAACACUAUAACUAUGGAGGAGAGCGAAAGUGGACAUCGUAAGGCCUUAGUGCUGUUACGCAUACCACGCGAUUACGACCUUGUCCUUGAACUCGAUUCGCUGGCUUCACGUAGAAAGUUUAUUGCGAAAUUGGAGGCGUUCUUGGCGUCACAAAAAAAGCAUUUCACACUCACUAAAAUCGCGCGGGAUAUUAUGCUUGCAAAAGCGGAAACCAAAGAACGUCGACAAAAGAAGCUCGAACAGUUCUUCAGAGAAGCAUAUGCUUUGACUUUUGGUUUACGGCCCGGCGAACGAAGACGUCGAUCGGAAGAUAGUGACACUGGUGAAGUCGUUACCGUAAUGCGUACAUCUCUUUCUAAGAGCGAAUUUGCGAGCGCCCUUGGUAUGCGACCUGAUGCAGUUUUUGUAAAGAAAAUGUUCAAUAUCGUCGAUAAAGAUGGCGACGGUAGAAUUUCCUUCCAGGAAUUCUUGGACACUGUUUUAUUAUUUUCUCGCGGUAAAACCGAGGACAAAUUGCGCAUUAUCUUUGACAUGUGCGAUAAAGACAGCAAUGGUGUGAUCGAUAAAGAGGAAUUAUCAGAAAUGUUAAGAUCCCUGGUAGAAAUAGCACGUACUACGAGUCUCUCGGAUGAUCAUGUUACAGAACUGAUCGACGGCAUGUUCCAAGAUGCCGGGCUUGAGAGAAAGGACUAUCUCACAUACAAUGAUUUCAAAUUGAUGAUGAAAGAAUAUAAAGGAGACUUCGUCGCAAUCGGUCUCGAUUGUAAAGGUGCUAAACAGAAUUUCCUUGAUACAUCGACGAAUGUUGCGCGUAUGACAAGCUUUCAUAUAGAUCAACUACCGCCAGAGGAUUCGAAGAGUUGGACGCGUAAACAAUGGGACGCUAUAUCAACAUUUCUCGAAGAAAACAGGCAAAAUAUAUUCUACCUCUUUAUGUUCUAUGUUGUUACCAUAGCUCUCUUCGUCGAAAGAUUUAUACAUUAUUCUUUCAUGGCGGAACAUACGGAUUUGAGGCAUAUAAUGGGCGUAGGAAUUGCUAUAACUAGAGGAUCUGCAGCUGCAUUGUCGUUUUGCUAUAGUCUUUUAUUAUUGACAAUGUCGCGCAAUUUAUUGACAAAACUUAAAGAAUUUUCAAUUCAGCAGUAUAUUCCGUUAGACGCGCACAUACAAUUCCACAAGAUCGCAGCAUGUACGGCACUUUUUUUCUCGGUGCUGCAUACGGUUGGUCAUAUAGUCAACUUUUAUCACGUUUCCACGCAACCGAUAGCACAUCUUCGUUGCCUCACUAGUGAAAUCAGCUUCCCUAGCGACGCACGACCUACUAUUUCUUACUGGCUGUUUCAAACAGUGACUGGCUUAACCGGUAUACUUCUCUUCAUUGUCAUGACGAUUAUUUUUGUCUUUGCACAUCCAACCAUACGACAAAAAGCUUAUAAAUUCUUUUGGUCGACGCACAGUCUCUACGUGGUCCUAUACAUGUUGUGCCUAAUUCAUGGCUUAGCUCGUCUAACAGGCUCACCACGAUUUUGGAUAUUCUUCGUUGGCCCAGCGAUUAUUUACGCCCUAGAUAAAGUCGUAAGUCUGCGAACUAAAUAUAUGGCUCUGGAUAUCAUCGAAACCGAAUUAUUGCCCUCGGAUGUACUAAAAAUCAAAUUCUAUAGACCUCCAAAUUUAAAAUAUUUGUCGGGCCAAUGGGUGCGUCUUGCUUGCACCGUCUUCAGAUCUAACGAAUUUCACUCCUUCACAUUGACUUCAGCACCGCACGAAAAUUUUUUGUCAUGUCACAUCAAAGCUCAGGGUCCGUGGACAUGGAAACUGCGAAAUUAUUUCGAUCCUUGUAAUUAUAAUCCGGAAGACGAGCAUCCAAAAAUACGUAUAGAGGGUCCAUUUGGGGGCGGAAAUCAAGAUUGGUAUAAGUUCGAAGUUGCGGUGAUGGUCGGAGGAGGUAUCGGGGUCACUCCUUACGCUUCUAUGCUCAAUGAUCUCGUGUUUGGAACAUCCACUAACAGAUAUUCCGGUGUAGCGUGUAAAAAGGUUUAUUUUCUAUGGAUUUGUCCAUCUCAUAAACAUUUUGAAUGGUUUAUUGACGUUCUCAGAGAUGUUGAGAGAAAAGAUGUUACAGAUGUACUUGAAAUCCACAUAUUUAUUACGCAAUUCUUUCACAAGUUUGAUUUGCGUACUACCAUGCUGUAUAUAUGUGAGAAUCACUUCCAGAGGCUAUCAAAGAAAAGUAUAUUUACUGGACUUAAAGCCAUUAAUCACUUUGGUCGACCAGAUAUGACGUCGAUCCUGAAGUUUGUUCAAAAGAAACACAGCUAUGUUAGCAAAAUAGGAGUAUUCAGCUGUGGACCACGUCCUCUGACGAAGAGUGUUAUGUCGGCUUGCGAUGAAGUCAACAAGGGUAGACGCUUGCCAUACUUUAUUCAUCACUUUGAGAAUUUUGGCUAGUCGAAUAUGCUGCUCCUCGUUCGCAUGAAUUUAUCAAAAUAAUCGACGAUAAUUUAUAGCAAGAAUUUCGAUGAUUUAUUACAUAAUGUAUAUAUUUAUGCGCGUUAUAAAGCGUUGUUUUUCAUUAUUUAUAAAUUGCAACAAGUAUUAUAUUUCUUAUUUAUAAACAA